AUGGGUACCCUAGAUCUAACCAUACAGGUUUUCAACCUUUCCCCCAAGGUUACUGUUGCUGACCUUAAUAGUUUCUUAUCCUAUUGUGGAACUAUUGAGGAUAUUAAGUUGCUCAGAAAUGAAGACCAAUCACAGUUGGCUUUUGUGACUUUCCGUGAGCCAUAUGCCCUGCAAACUGCUCUUCUCCUAAAUGGUGUUGUCAUCGUAGACUAUCCAAUUCGUGUACUACCUCUACAAAAUUUAGCAACUCCCAUUUCUGAUAGGACGAAUAAUGGAAGCCAGAAUCAGUGGCAAGGUGUCUUUCCGAUGGUACAGUCUGUUGUGCAAUCUGUAGCUUCACAUGCAUACGAAACUUUGAACAGGACCAAGGAUGGGUUAGAAGCGAAAUACAGACUCUCAGAGAAAGGCAGAAUGCUGGGAGAACAGACAAGAUUGGCGAUAUCUGCAGCUGAGCAGAGUGCAGUGAGGGUUGGAUCAGUAAUCAUGGAUAACGAGUAUUUCUCGGCGGGUGUACCUUGGCUAUCUAGUGUACUAGACAAGACAGCCAAGCGUGCUGCUGAACUGGGGGGUCAUGACAAGAGAAGAAACCCUAACUCAAGGAAACAGAAAUGA
Molecule: messenger RNA, 612 nt
Organism: Nelumbo nucifera (sacred lotus)
Lineage: Eukaryota; Viridiplantae; Streptophyta; Magnoliopsida; Proteales; Nelumbonaceae
Product: binding partner of ACD11 1-like
Molecular function (GO): RNA binding
Source: RefSeq, a predicted model, not a curated record